AGAAAUUCUGAAAUAGAUUUUCGCACUGAAGAUAAGGCAACGGAGGGAACACGAUUUGUGUCUUUCCAUUUUGUUUGUAAGCUCAAACAGUGGUAGGAGAUUUGAAACAAUAAACCGUUCUUGUUCGCGGCCAUAGCAACCUCAUUCAGAUCACGAGAACAUUAUUAUGGCAACUAUGUUCUCUAAACCUGCUUGCACAAGAAUAGCUCAGGACAACGUUGUUUCUUCUCUGGUGAGGAAGAAGGAGCGUGCUCAUCUCCUUCUAUGUUCUUCCAGAAUUAGAGCUUGCCACUCUAUGGCUAACAACAAAGAUAUCUACAACCAAGUAGGUUUAUUUUCACUGAAAAGGAAAAUCGAAGAUGCAGUUCUUCGUGCUGAAAUGUUCACAUCAACAGCCUUGGAAAUGGAAGAAGCAAGCCGGACUAAGCAUGAAGAAAUGGUGCGUGAUUUUGAUCUGUGGGAUAAUCCAUCUAAGUCCAACGACAUUCUUGUCAAGUUGGCUAACAGUGCCAAAGUGAUUGAUUCUCUUAAGGACUUAAGAUACAAGGUAGAGGAAGCAAAGCUGAUCAAGCAGCUGGCUGAGAUGAAUGCUAUUGAUUAUGGGCUGUAUAAACAAGCAUAUGACGCAUCUUUGGAUGUGAGCAAGAUUCUGGAUCAGUAUGAGAUGUCUAAGCUUCUUAAGGGACCAUUUGAUGUGGCAGGAGCAUGCUUGAUCAUAAAAGCUAGUCCUGAUGGCAUCUUUCCAAAGGUCUGGGCAGAGCAGCUCCUGAACAUGUAUCGUAGAUGGGCCAAAAGACAAGGUUAUGAAGGAAGGAUUGUUGACAGGUGUUCGUUCAAGAACGGGGGAAUUAACUCAGCAACUAUAGAGUUUGAAUUUGAGUGUGCUUAUGGCUAUCUUUCAGGGGAAAGAGGAGUUCACAGUCUCUUAAGGGGUUCUCCAAAUGAAUCUUCUCACCUUGAGGCUAGUGCAGCAAUGGUAGAUGUUAUCCCCAUGUUCCUUGAGAAUGCUUUUGAUCUAGAAAUUGAUUCUGAGGAUUUGAUUAUCUCACCUCCCUUAGUUCAUGGAAAACAGAAGAGACAAUCCAAUCUUACAGUUUGCAUUCAGCAUCUACCUACUGGCAUAAGUGUCCAAUCCUCUGGUGAGAGAAGCAACUUUGCAAAUAAGAUGAAAGCACUUAACAGAUUGAAAGCUAAACUUCAAACGAUAGCAAGGGAACAAGGAGUUGCAACUGUAAAUAGUAUAAGGAAGGAUAAAAUUGUCAAUUUGUGGCAAGAAGAAACUAGGAGGUAUGUCUCUCAUACAUACAAGUUAGUACAUGAUGUAAAGACAGGCAUUGAGAUGCCAGACCUGAAUUCUGUUUUGGAUGGGAAUAUUGGACCCCUUAUUUCAGCACAUAUUAACUCCAGAGAGCCAUGCCAUCAGGUGUGAAUCCAUGUUGGCAUGUUCAUUAGCCUAUCUUGUUCUUUUCAGGAUUUACUUCAAUUCUUUGGUGCCGUUAGUAUUAUAAUCCAAUUCAGCCUGGUUAGACAGAUUUGAGGUGUUGAAUUUCAACAGCAUUAUAUUCUAAAAACACUUAUGUUUCA
Messenger RNA from Lotus japonicus, 1584 nucleotides. RefSeq names its product peptide chain release factor PrfB3, chloroplastic. Lineage: Eukaryota; Viridiplantae; Streptophyta; Magnoliopsida; Fabales; Fabaceae. The coding region runs from base 167 to 1429 and encodes 420 amino acids. Gene Ontology annotation, biological process: translational termination. The record is from RefSeq and is a predicted model, not a curated record. The transcript has 6 exons. Gene Ontology annotation, molecular function: translation release factor activity.